GUCUGUGCUCCACAAGUCUUUAUAGCCCACUGAGCCAAAGCCUAGACUUUCAGAAGUUCAACAACAACUUCCAUGAACAAGCUAAAACAUUUCAAUGGGCCAAUGACCUAGCUAGUGACUUUAAAAAAACAUUUGCUAUUUUUGUUUUAUAUUAUUCCAACAACAUAGAAUAGAAUUACAAUGAUGACCAGGAAUUUUAUAGGAUUCUAAUGUUAACCAUAGGGUUCCAAACUCAUUUCUAUGACAACACAGUGUUUAAAAUUGUAAACAGCAAUUUUCUAAAAUAUGUGUUGCCAAGAGACAUCUGACCAAUAAAACAUAUCGGCGUUCUAUUUAUUGAACGUUUUCUGUUCGAAAACAAGAACUUCAAUUUGCUGUUUAACAACAACAAAUUGACUGAUUUGUGAGACCUGAGAUUGAAAAAUCGACUGGAAAAUGCCUGGGUGCUUUUCAAGAUUGAUGGAGAGAGUGCGAGGACGUCGGCAGCCUACUGCGUCGACAGGUUGUUUAAAUUCAUUUGUGGGUUGUUUUUGUUGUCUUUUUCCGUUUCGCAGGGUUCGCGAUCGUCGGGAGGUGGACAGCGACAGCGACUUCGAAGAGGAAUCAAAUGUACUGGAUGAGGUCCAGUUGGAUGUGCCACUGCUGCCAGUCAUCCUUGAUGUCCAGGAUGCUGCUAUCAUCCUUGAGGAUGUGCCAGAUGUGCCGACUAUCCUUGAGGAGGCCACUGGUAAUUGGCAGUUGAUACCGAUUAGGUUCAGCUCCCUGUACUGUGGGCCUGUUGUGAUCAGAAACAAUGCCGGUCCGGUGGCUAAAGCUUGGAGAACUUUCCAGUUCAUCAGCCCCAUUAUCACCUACAUGCGUGGGGGAUCCCAGCAGGUGGUGGUGAGGAUGCACCAUGUGAGUAGGGUUCGAGGCCUGGAGACUCAACUGGUGUGGGCCAUCUCCAGGGAGACAGCCAUACUUAGUCCAGAGGGCAUCGCCUACUGUGCCACCAAGGUGCAGUCCGUCACUUGGAUCCAGUAUGUGGCUGGCAGGGUGACCCAGUAUGCUUCUCACCUCCGCCAUGAGACGUCUGUGGACGUGACGCUUGGCUGCUACCAGCAGACUGACGUCUCGGUGGUGUACGCCACUCUCCACAUGGGGCUGGAUGGGCUGCUCACCUCCUCGGCGUGGUCGGAGGCUGCCUCCGUCUCUACGCCCACCAAUCAGCAGUUCACUGAGCCAGAGCCUGAGGGCCACAACUGCUAUGAGGGCUGGGAGGAGGACCUGCUGCCUGAGGAGAGGGAGGUUCCUCUGCUAAACCUCUACCUUACCACCAAGAGAGUGGAGGACAUCACCCUGAGGCUCGUCUCCCUGCGCCAGGCCUUCACUGUGAGUGGACCUCCUUUUUCCUUUUCUCUCUGUGUCUUCUUGUUCUGUCUGUCUCACCCUAACUCUUCCCUCUUCUCUAGACCCUGCUUGGUUCCACCCUUAGCAGGAACUAUCUGUUUGUGGCGGGAAAGGUCCUAAUGGGCGCACUGGUUCAGGCACACCACAUGGACGAGGCCGAAUUCGUCCGUGCCUAUAACGACUUUGUGGACUACCUGAGUGACCCCUCCAAGCAGAUUGACAUUGAGAGGGAGCUGGCUGAGGCAAAGGUGAGUUCAUUAACUCUUUCAAGUCUCACCUUGAGUUCUUCCUCAUGCAUGUCUUUUAUACAUCACAGUAGCUGAUCUAUUUGAAAUCAUUCCUAUUUUCUCCAAACGUGUUUUCUUGUCCUAGAUCCAUCAUGUUAACCUGAUAGAUGUCCUCUUUGAACUGGUGAUGUUUGGGAUGAUGACAGCUCAGAAGUCCCUGAUGGUGGUAAGUAGCAUCUCACUGGUACAUGUUUUGAUGUCUCUCUAUUUGUAAUUUCACUUCAAUUUCUCUUCUCUCCUCCUCCUGUUUCCUUUAGCACCCUGGUGGGUUCAUGGAGCGUCUGUACGCUCUACUGAACUCCUUCCUGCCCGUAGCUGCCAGCAUUGAGCCAAAGGCCGAGAGAUACCUGCUGCUGCUCAAUGUAAGAUUCAAGAGUUUACUUCCCUAUUCCUAGUUUUCUUCCUCUUUACUUUUUCAUGAAUAACAGGGUUUCAAUGCCGUUUUACGUGGAGUAACUCUCAUUGUCUCUCUGCUCUUGAUAAGCUAGUAACUCAGAGCCAUUUUCUAUGUGUUGUGUGGUGUUCUCUUCAGGGCGGGCUGAUGGCUCUGCUAGAUGACAUGUUUGGGCAGCAGCUGGCCUGGUACUUUAACCCAGUGUCUCUGGUCACUGAGCUCUCCAGCCUCCUGGAGUACCACCUGGAGAACCUCAUGGCCAGCAUGUAGUCCUACUGCAGAGAUCUGAAACACCACACUUCUUUCUCUCUCUCAGGAAUUGAGGACUUGAAGUGCUUCGUUGAACCCUGAUUAGUUAACACCCAUUGAAUUAAUGUAUUCUCUUGUUUUCUCUCCCACAGGAUUCUGGUGACACUUUGCCACCACACAGGGGUCUAGACACAAAUGCACUACAUUACUUUGCACUGAAUUUUACAUUUUUAAAUAAAAUAACUAGUAGUUCAAAAGCAUUUGUCUCUGUCUUUUCAUUUACUUGAUUAUUUCAUCACUAUUUCCUCUUCCUGGAGUUAUGAGGCUAAUAUUACAUUAUUACAUGAACAAUUAUGCUUUAUUCUUUGCAUAUG
Molecule: messenger RNA, 2693 nt
Organism: Salvelinus fontinalis (brook trout)
Lineage: Eukaryota; Metazoa; Chordata; Actinopteri; Salmoniformes; Salmonidae
Exons: 10
Coding region: 436-1509 (357 amino acids)
Source: RefSeq, a predicted model, not a curated record